CAAACCCCAAUAUCACCACCACACCACACCACACCACACACCACACCUCUCAGAUCUCAUCUCAUACUCUCUCUCUCUCUAAAAUUCUCUCACUCUCUCUCUCUCUCUCUGUGGCCGGAAAUCUAGUGGAAAAAAGCUUUUGAUGCUGCGAUUUUCUCAGAAACCCUAAUCUUUGGUUUGAGUUCAUAAUUUGCUGGUAAAAUUUGGAGCUGAAGAAGUUGAUUCAACAUGCCGUGGACGCCAACUUGUGUGAAUUAUAGCAGGAAGUGUGUUCGCUUGGUGGUAUUCUUUCGUGUCAUACUGUAAUUGUUUUUUUUUGUUUCGGUCAACCAUUUUGAUUUGCAAAGGCUUUCUGUGACUUUACUGUUUACUAUAUAAGGUCAGUUGGUUAGGGUGAGAAUGUUCAUUGCCAUUACACUGAAGAGAUAUCGUGCAGUGAAGGAAGUUGGGAAGAUUAAAAUGAGUGUUGGGAUAAUUGCUUAUUACCAACUGAUGCAAGUUUGUCAGGCUGAGUAUUUCCGUCAGUUGCUCAAACCUGUUACGUAGUCUGGUGUAGUAAAAGCUGUGGGACAUUGGGACAGACUGCUCUCUGUUUGUGUUUGUUCAUAAGAAGGCAGUCGUAUCAGCUUAUGAAACCUUGAUUCAAAAAACAGCAAAUUUGGAUUAGACGGUUCUCUCGUACAGUGAUGGAAACUCGUUAAGUGUAUUGUUUAGUCUUCUCAUCUCCUUAGUAACUUUCAUUUAAUUGAAAAUUCCCAGUCUCAGUAACCACAAGUAUUUCCUUCGGUGAACUUAUUUGUUCAAAAGAACUACCCAUGCAGAGCGACCAGCAACUUUUCCCUCAAAAUCCUGUGUUUCCCCUUUCAAAUCAAGCGGGUGGUAAUUACAUGUAUAAUGCUCCCAAUGCAUCUGCCUUUGGUGGGACAGUUUUACCUACUGGUGUAAGGAACUCAAGGCCCUUCCAUGGUGUUGACUUUCAACCCUCUGAUGUCUGCCCUAAGAAUUUCAUUAUUUUCGAUCAGACUGAGAAAAGAAGCCAAAUUAUGUUCAAUCCAGCAAUUGCUCCCAAAUUCUGUUACCCUGGUUUAAAUAUGUAUACAUCUCACAUUCAUGACACUGUUGAGAGGGAAGCAAUUACCGAGAAAGAACAUUCCUCAUCAAUGGGAGAAGAUUCAGAUGAUAUCGAUGCAUUGUUGAGUUUGGAAGAGGAAGAAGAGGAAUAUUAUAACGAGGAAGAGAUCAGCACAGCACGGACAUGUGGAAAUUAUGAAAGCGAUUCCUCGGAUUCUUGCUCUAGUUACGGUUCAAAACCCAAAAAGAGCAGGUUGCCUUCUUUACAGAAGUCCGCUGGCAGCUGUAACAGUGAAAGGAAGCGUGAGAAAAUGAGGAAGAUGGUGAAGACACUUAGAGGAAUUGUUCCCGGUGCCAACCAAAUGAACACUGUCGCUGUUCUUGAUGAAGCUGUCAGGUACCUCAAGUCUCUCAAGGUAGAAGUGCAGAAAAUUGGAGUUGGAAACCUGUAGAAUUAAGCUUGAAUCUUUGCUGUGGUAACAAUGAUUGAACCUCCUAGUUUUACCAUUAGUGUAAGUUCAUCCUCUCUCUCUCUCUCUCUCUCUCUCUCUCUCUCUCUCUCUCUCUCUCUCUCUCUCUCUGUGAGCAGGUUGGCUGUACAAAAGGUGAUGAUGCUGGUCUUUCAAAUGCGCACAUGAUUAUGGCAGAGAUUCCAAAUGCUUCAGAAGCGGUGGUGUAGGUGCUUGACUUGGGGCGAAAAAAUAAAUUUCUAGCAGUAUGGUUGGUUGUUCUUGCUUUAUGUAGGAAGGGUAAUAUUUGAUGUGUAUUAUUAAUACUAUGUUCAACUCUGGCUGUUGUGUCUUGUUUUCACUGCUACUUUAUGGGUUUUAAAUUUAUUAUAAUGACUUAUUAUAUAAUAGAUGCCCUCUUAUCUGCCUUUA
Molecule: messenger RNA, 1952 nt
Organism: Camellia sinensis
Lineage: Eukaryota; Viridiplantae; Streptophyta; Magnoliopsida; Ericales; Theaceae
Product: basic helix-loop-helix (bHLH) DNA-binding superfamily protein
Molecular function (GO): protein dimerization activity
Source: RefSeq, a predicted model, not a curated record